This is a messenger RNA of Cetraspora pellucida, 1725 nucleotides long. The record is from the annotation of a GenBank genome assembly. NCBI's taxonomy places the organism in Eukaryota, Fungi, Glomeromycota, Glomeromycetes, Diversisporales, Gigasporaceae.
AUGGGUGUACAGGUACCAGCUCCAAUUUACCCGUAUCCUUCGUAUUUCAUACCCGCUGAAGAGAUAGUGACACUUAAAUGGACCUAUGAACAAUAUACACCAUUUUCAACCACAUCAUCACCACCAUCAAAUCCUUCCUCUGCGGACGAUCGAAUAUCAUCCUCUAACGUAUCAUCAACAUCAUCUCCAAAUACUUUUAUAGGAAGACAACCUGAAGAACCUGUUAAACGUUUAAUUCUUGAAACUUUUGCUCGUGAUGGAAGAAUAAGUCAUUUAUACAGAAUUUUUUCCUAUUUUCCAACUUUUACGGAAAAGUAUCAAGCUUCUUUUCGUAAGAUUGUUGAAGAUAUGGGUCCUGCUGCAUCUCAACACAAAUGUCAAUACCUUGUAUCACUAUUCAAACAUGAUUUUAUAAAUCAAAAUGGAGAUGCUAGAUGGCUUGAGGGUUUACAAUACGCCUCGGAAAAAAUAAAAAGUUUAGCUAGAUUGAAUACUAUUUUGGCUCAUAAACCAUGGGAACUUAGACCAAGUCAUAUAGAUGAUCUUAUAAAAGGUGCAAAUAAUCCUAAUGGUUAUUGGAAACGAUCAGAUGUUAUUCAUAUUAUUUUAGUUAUGGCAACAUUUCAUAGUUUAAGUAGUUUCGUAAUGGGAUGUGGUAUAGUUCCAGAAUAUGAUACAAAAGGUGGAAAUUAUAUACCAUCAGUAUUAACUCCAAAUUUAUUUGGUUAUGAUGAUUCGGAAUCUUCUUAUGGAAUUUUGGAUUUAGAUUCUUCUGAUGGAAAAAUUCGUCCUGAUGUAGCUGCUGGUUUAGGUGUAAUUAUACCUAUUGAUUCACUUGCUAAAACUUCUUCUGAUUUAAUAUCAAAUAAUGAUGAUGAUGAUCGUUCAUUACCUAAUCAACAACUUAAUGAGUCCUCUAUUACUUCUGUUACUUCGGUUGAUGAUGAUGAUCAAUGUACUUUAAAUACUAGUCAAUUGAUUGAAAGGUUGAAAUGUAAACGUGAAACUUCGGCUUUUGAUAAUGAUGAGAAUUCAAGAGAUAUCGAAAAUGUCGAAACUGAAGAAAUGUCUAAGCACGAUUCGCCAAACGAUACAACCGCGUUCUUAUCACGUGAUAAGGCGGAAACAACCACCAAUUUCAUGAAAAAACCCAUCACAACACAAUCUCCAAGUGCUCCCAUUACAGAAGACUUUUCUCUUUUUCUUGAUCCUACUGUCGAAAUUUCCUAUUCUGAUUUUCCUGUAGAAGAAAGUUCUUUAUUUAAACUUCAAGAAUAUUGUUGGGAAGAUCAUGGUGUAGAGAUGGUGAGCCAUCCCAUACCGAAUGUAGGUGAACUCUUGGAUCAAGAAUUUAGUGAAAUUCGAGAUCUUACUGAUUACUGUUUAUUCCGUUCAUACACAAAAUCAAAUACCGAUUUGGAUACAACACCUUUACGACAAGCAAUUUGGUUUUACGUGUUACGUUUAUUUGGAUUAUUCAAAGACGAUUAUUCAUAUAAAGAUCUUGACCUUUUUCUUAAUAAUAAAUUUAAAUCUUAUAUAAGGAAAUUGUGUUGUACACCAGAAGACAUUACUAUUGACGAUUGGUUAGAUAUGGGAUUUGAAUUUAGUUCCGAAGAUAAAUGUCACGUAAACCUUAUUGCCAUUGAAGCACGUAAACAAGCGGAACUAGUUUACGGUUUAUGGAAUGUCAUGAAAUGGCGUUCAAGAGAUGAAACCGAAUAA